Messenger RNA from Nestor notabilis (Kea), 258 nucleotides. RefSeq names its product disheveled-associated activator of morphogenesis 2-like. The record is from RefSeq and is a predicted model, not a curated record. Gene Ontology annotation, molecular function: actin binding; small GTPase binding. Lineage: Eukaryota; Metazoa; Chordata; Aves; Psittaciformes; Psittacidae. The annotation marks the transcript as partial. Gene Ontology annotation, biological process: regulation of non-canonical Wnt signaling pathway; actin cytoskeleton organization; positive regulation of canonical Wnt signaling pathway. The transcript has 2 exons.
AUGGCACCCCGGAAGAGGAAUCGUCAUGCGUUGGGGUUUCUUUGUUGUUUUGGGGGCAGCGACCUCCCUGAAAUCAACCUCAAGGACAAUAACCCCCUCCAGUUCCUUGAGUUUUCUGUCCCAAUCCCACCAGCAGAAGAGCUCAAUGCCAGAUUCUCUGAACUUGUGGAUGAAUUGGAUCUCACAGACAAGAACAGAGAGGCUAUGUUUGCACUCCCUCCCGAGAAGAAAUGGCAGAUUUACUGCAGCAAAAAGAAG